Juglans microcarpa x Juglans regia is the source of this 952-nucleotide messenger RNA. Its product is annotated as ankyrin repeat and sterile alpha motif domain-containing protein 1B-like. Bases 39 to 812 code for a protein of 257 amino acids. The record is from RefSeq and is a predicted model, not a curated record. Gene Ontology annotation, molecular function: protein binding. NCBI's taxonomy places the organism in Eukaryota, Viridiplantae, Streptophyta, Magnoliopsida, Fagales, Juglandaceae. The transcript has 3 exons.
UUCCAAUAAUAUUAUAAAUACGUAGAAAGGAGAGAAACAUGGAAUAUUCCAUCGUCCAAGGUUCAAGUCCAGAAGAGGGGAAGACUUUGUUCGAAAUGGCCAUGAAAGGGAAAUGGAGUGAAGUCGUGGAUACAUGUACGGAAAACCCAUUUCUUCUAUCGGCCGGUGGUAUCACCAGGACAAAGGACACGCUAUUACACCUAGCUGUCUCUGAAGGCCAAGAAAAGACGGUCCUGGAAAUUACAAAGGUCAUAUUGGAACUACCAAUUAGUAAGGAGUUUGUUGGACGUAGAAACGAUGGAGGGAAUACCGCUCUUCAUCUUGCUGCAGUGGUGGGGAAUGUUGCCAUGUGUAAGUGCAUAGCAGGGAUUGAUUCUUCGUUGAUCGUUGCACGUAAUGAAGAGGGAGAAACUCCUCUUUCAUUGGCAGUGCUCUUUGGUAAAAACCAAGCAUUCCUAUGUCUUACCCAAAUACUUAUGCCGGAUAAGGAGCAAUUUAGCCAUUCCAAAACGAUGAAAUAUGGUACUCACGGGUACACGAUUCUUCACUACGCCAUUAAUGGAGACCAUUAUGAUUUGGCAUUGGACAUAAUUAAAUUGUACGGUGAACGAGGUUAUAACGUUAACGUUGCUAAUGAGGAAGGAAUCACGCCUUUCCAUCUACUAGCGGGCAAGCCUUCGGCUUUCCCAAGCGGGAGUCUUCUUCUUCUUGGAUGGUGCAAAACAAUCAUAUAUCACUGUAUAUAUCCCCAACUCACCACCGCGUUCAGAGGAAAAAAAACAAAAAAAAAAAUCUCUUUCAAGCACUUUUAGUUCAAAAGCUAGGCAUGAUUGUUGAUGAGCACGACGUGGAACAAAAUGAUGAUCACCCGAUAGAAAGGAACUACAGAGCAUGCAUCAACUUCUUACUAUUGUUUCGGAGUUUGGUUAGAUUAAUUGGUAUGUAUAUAUAU